This is a messenger RNA of Lolium perenne, 1841 nucleotides long. The record is from RefSeq and is a predicted model, not a curated record. NCBI's taxonomy places the organism in Eukaryota, Viridiplantae, Streptophyta, Magnoliopsida, Poales, Poaceae.
CAGAGCAGUCUGCAUCACGCUGGUGGUGAGCUACGUGGAGAAGGCGACCGAAACCCUAGGAAAUUCAGGCAAGAAGCGAAGUGCUCCCUUUCUCGGCCAGGGAGGUCGCAACUGGGGAAUUAAGAAGAAAACUUCUACUAUUGACCAUUUAUGCGGCAAAUAGUCGGCAUUGCUCUAGUUCUUUAUUCGGAAAGGGAAGCGAAGUUCUAUCUUUGCUCAAUUAUGUGGUGAAUGGCAGACGUAGAACAAGUUCUGAUGUCAGAUGGAAACUUACGGGGGACACAGAAGUCUUGGGAUAUCCGAGUCAGCUGUUUGACAAGAUGAUAUGGGAGUUUUGGGAUCUCUUGUGAACGUGCCACUGAAUCUUGAAACAAAUGAAGAAUCAAGCUUCUACUUUGGAACAUAUAUGCCACAGUAAACAGUGGGUUUAUUCUAGCCAUGUAGUAUGAUAGGGAACAAAUUUCUAUCUUUGCUCAACUAUGCGGGGAACGGCAGCAGACCCAUCGCAAGCUGCAAGUUCAGAUUGAGGCCUGAGAAGGACACAUAAGGGUUUGGAGGCAGAUCAGUGAGCACCACACUGGUGGCGACGGACGUGGAGAAAGCAACCAAAAUCCUAGAAAAUCCAGGCAAGAAGCGAAGUGCUCUCUCUCUCUCGGCCAGGGAGGCCCCAACUGGGCGAGCUCCAGCCUUAAACGCAGCAACUCGCUGCUGCUCUUUUCUCUGACAGUGACUUAACUCUUUCUCAAAAGCAAGUUUGCUUCACCCAGUCUGUCACUUGUGAGAGCAACAGCUCACUCAUCAUGGCAGAGAACUUACUUUCUUGAAUUGGUACAGAUGGAGAGAUUCAGUUGCCUUCUUUAUCCAUUGGCAGAACAAAAAAAGAUAUCCGCUUUGGAUUGGUUCCUGCUUAUGCAGUUUCGUUAACCCAUGGGGGUUUUCGGCACCUCACACCACUCCUUCGAGGACGGCGGGUACCGCAGGUACUUCGCGCCGCCGCCGCCGCCUCCCUUCCCGCGCAACCUCCCUUUCCUGCUCGGGCACCACGCUGGGCUGCGUGGCGGUGAAGCCUCGCCCCAAGCGCCUACUGACGAUGGCAGCCAGUACAGCCCGCGUCGCCACGGCCCCAUGGACCGUCUGUCGCUCUUCCCCGAGCCUCGUGUUCUGCUGCUGCAUGCGCCGCCGACGUCCGCGGCUGCCUCUCCUGCGUCCUCACCGCGGAGCGUUGCGCCGGUGUCCCCGCCGCGGAGCGCAGCGCCUCCGGCUGCUGCUGCUCCUCUUUGGAGCGCCGCUCGCUUGGACGUGGACACGGCUGACGAGGAGCAGUGGGAGACGGUGCUUGGCUCCUCCCGCUGCCGCCGCAAGGAGAAGGCGCGUGCCAAACGCGACGCAUGCAAAGCCGCGGUGCGCAAAACCAGUGCUCGCCUCGCGCUGAAGGAACAGGCUGAGCAUGUCACCAUCUUGACCAGGGCCUGCAAGCUCAGGGCGCUGAAAGACGCGCUCAAGGGCUGCACCGCCACUCUCCAGUCCCACGUCAACAAGGAGAAAAUCCUUGAUGCCGUCAAAAAGCCGCUCGGAAUGAAGCCUGCGUCCCAGCUUGGGUCCGCUGCCUUUGGCGCGGCUGCCAUGGUGAACUUCGGUGCCGAUGUUUAGCAGCUUACCUAGCAUCAACGAUGUCCGCCGCGCUGUGUCUGUAGGCUGCGCCUCGCUCGUUGUCCUGCCUAGGGUCUCCUUCCAUCCCCAUGUCUGUGCGUCGUCCAUGUAUGGGUUCAGCUCUGUCCUCUGUGUGUGCGUUGUAUCCUCGGUGUUUACUUUGGUUUAUGGAUAAUCUAGCUUUCUUAAAA